Molecule: messenger RNA, 1430 nt
Organism: Olea europaea var. sylvestris
Lineage: Eukaryota; Viridiplantae; Streptophyta; Magnoliopsida; Lamiales; Oleaceae
Product: probable serine/threonine-protein kinase WNK11
Exons: 3
Coding region: 313-1215 (300 amino acids)
Biological process (GO): protein phosphorylation; intracellular signal transduction
Cellular component (GO): cytoplasm
Molecular function (GO): protein serine/threonine kinase activity; ATP binding
Source: RefSeq, a predicted model, not a curated record
AUCAUAAUCAAAUAGUAGCAGAAGAGCUUAUUAAUGUGAACGUAUUCUCUUCAAAUUUUGAAAAUAAAGAUCAAAUUUUGGUUCUCAUUUAUUUACUAGUUACCUGAAUCAUAGUCAAUCUGCGCAAUCCGAGUCCAAGAAUGACUUUUCAAUUUGGGAAACGGUCUAAACCCUAUAUAACUCACAAAAUCUUCAAACCCUAAUUGUCUCCCGCACCUCCUGUUGUUCCGCCAAUUUUGGGAUACUUUAAGGACUGAUUUGUUCGGAGGGGAAGAAGCAAAUCAUUUCAAGAUUUCCCAGUUCCAUUUCUUGAUGCCUAGAAUGGGUUCUGAUCUGGUGGAUCGAGAUAGCGAGGCGUUCGUAGAGGUUGACCCUACUGGCCGGUAUGGCCGGUAUGGUGAGCUGCUCGGAUCAGGGGCUGUGAAAAAAGUGUAUAGAGCCUUUGAUCAAGAAGAAGGGAUUGAGGUGGCUUGGAACCUAGUCAAAUUGAGAAGCUUCCUCGGAGACGACGCUAUGAUCAAUCGGUUGUACUCUGAGGUUCGGUUGCUGAGGACAUUGAAAAACAAGAAUAUUAUUACGUUGUACUCAGUUUGGCGGGAUGAGGAGAAAAACACGCUGAAUUUCAUUACUGAGGUGUGUACUUCUGGGAACUUGAGGGAGUAUAGAAAGAAGCACAGGCACGUAUCAAUGAAGGCGUUGAAGAAAUGGUCUAAGCAAAUUCUGAAGGGAUUGGACUAUUUACAUACUCACGAGCCUUGUGUCAUUCAUAGGGAUCUAAAUUGUAGCAAUGUGUUCAUCAAUGGCAAUGUUGGUCAGGUGAAAAUUGGUGAUUUGGGCUUGGCAGCAACGGUUGGGAAGAACCACUCGGCUCAUUCAUUACUUGGGACACCCGAAUUCAUGGCACCAGAGUUAUAUGAUGAGAACUAUACCGAGCUGAUAGAUAUCUAUUCAUUUGGAAUGUGUUUGCUUGAGAUGGUAACUCUUGAAUUACCAUAUAGCGAGUGCGACAAUGUUGCAAAGAUAUACAAAAAGGUGACAUCUGGUGUGAGGCCACAAGCUAUGAACAAGGUUAAGGACCCCGAGGUCAAGGAGUUCAUCGAGAAGUGUCUUGCUCAGCCUAGGGCUCGGCCAUCAGCUGCUAAUCUCCUCAAGGACCCCUUUUUUGAUGGAAUUGACGAUGACGAAAAUAAUGCUGGUGAUCAUAGUAUUAGCUAACAUCCGAACGUUGGUUUUGUUUCUUUUCCCCUUUGUUUUCGUGUGUUAUGGAUUCAGGGGGUUUAGGACAUUAACAGUUUCUUUCUUAAACUCCUGGUAUUGAAAUUUGAUUAAUUUGGUAGGUAUUGUGAAUAGAGUUCGAAUUUGCCAAAAUACUUUUAAUUAAUGUAAGAUUGAAUUUGUGGAUAAAGCCAGGCAACUUUUCGUUCGAAUUA